This is a messenger RNA of Cuscuta epithymum, 2437 nucleotides long. The record is from the annotation of a GenBank genome assembly. Lineage: Eukaryota; Viridiplantae; Streptophyta; Magnoliopsida; Solanales; Convolvulaceae.
AUUAGAAGGCGUGCGCAUAUAUAUCCAUACUGCGCCUCCUCCUUAUUCCUACCUCCUUUGCCGUCUCCAUAGCCGUCUCCUUGGAGUCCUUGCCUAACCUGCCUUCGAAAAGCUUCAACACAAGAUCUUAAGGUGGGUAUAUACUCUACAAUGGCCACAACUCCGCAGAGGCCGCCGCAGCUACUCCACAAUUUCCAUCUGCCCCGGUUGAAUUGGGGCCACAACUCUACCUCCAACCACCGCUUCCGCCGCCGCGACUCUUCCAGGUCAAUGGAUGACUCUCGAGUGAUCCCCCCCAAGGAAAACGUCAACCCCCACCGCUCUUCAACCGAAAACGGGGGUCCCGACUCCGAGCUCCGUCCGACCGGAUCAUACCCCCUGUUCUCAUCACCCCCUUGCUCCGCCGGAAAGCACCGUGCACGGAUCCCGAACGGAUCAGAAACCCAGCAGGAGGAACAAAACGGCGCAGUGGAGAUCCCAGAUGAAGGAGAGACGAGGACGUGGAAUCUGAGACCGAGAAAGGCGAGCGCAGCGGCGUCGUUUAGGAAUGGUGAAAUGCAGGAAGUUGAGGAAGGGAAUCAUUCUGCGGAUAGUAAGAAGCUAUUGAUCUCCCUGUCGAAGGAGGAGAUUGAGGAAGACGUUUAUUCCUUGACCGGGUCUAGACCCGCCCGCCGGCCCAAGAAACGGCCCAGAAACGUGCAGAAGCUACUCAAUAAUGUUUUUCCUGGAAUUUAUUUGGUGGGGCUCUCUGCUGCCUCCUAUCGAGCUCAUGAGUCACAGAUGUAGGGGUGUAUGUGACAUGGAGAAGGAAGGUAGGUGAAAUCUUGACAAAGGUGUGCUUUACCAACCUGUUAGGUGACAAUGUCUGUGUUAAACGCAAUGUAUCCCUUAGUCUUUUUAUUUUCCUCUUAGUCCUUGCUGAAAUUCUUUCUUGAGUGAAAUCAGAUCAUAAUACAGAGUUUGAUUGAUAUCGUGAAGAUUGGAGACCUUCAGACUUGAUUACAAUUAUGCCUCAAUUGGAGGCGCUCCAAGCCUUCAAGAAUUGUGCUGUUUUGGUUAUCAGUUCGAUCGUCUCUCGCUUCUCUCUAGGGCUUCGGCCGCUUGGAGUUUUUUUCCGUCUUCGAUUUUAAUCGAAGGACGGCCGCUUUUUCCGUCUUCGAUUUUAAUCGAAGGACGACCGUUAUUUCCGUCUUCGAUUUUAAUCGAAGGACGGCUGCUGUUGUUUGUGCUUCAUACUCGAAGGGCGGAUUUGCUGUCAUGGCUCGAGGAGAUCGAUGUUGUGGUCAAGGUUCGAGGAUGAUGUAUUGCUGUCGUCGUUGGAGAAGAUCGGCUCCGCCUAUCCGUUUACUCUGGUUGCAUGAAGCAGGGAUGAGUUUGGUUAUGCAGGGACGGAGGAUUGAUGCAUGGCCUUUGGCAGACAAAGGUCACGGAGUAUCAAUUAGCAUGGUACCGGUGGUAAGACCUCCUCCUGAACCACCACCAUGCGAUGUACGAGGUGCUAGAGUUCGUGAACGCUUUUCUUAUAGUUUUUAUCUGUUUGUUAUUUGUUUUCUUGUGUCCACUUUUGUUGUUGGUUUUGACAGUUUGUUUGAGUUUUUUGCCUCUCUUUAUAUCAUUGGGUAUGGUUGAAUCUAUGGGAAUAGGUUUGGCUGUGUCAAGCCCACUACAUGGUUAGCGAUUCGUGUUGCUCUCUCAGGGGUGACCGUCUCAAAGUCUCAUCAUAGGGUUACAGUCGUAGUUGUUGAAGUUUCAGUUGGUGUUAGUUUUAUUUUCCUUUUGCUUGAUGUAAUGAUCCUGAAUCUUUUGAUAUGAAUAGAGGUCCGUUUGACGAUAAAAAAAAAUGUAAUUUGAACUAAAUCGAAAUGUAAAUUGCUUUAAUAGACAUGUAACUUGAGCCCAAAUCAAAAUACGAGCUAUCUAUUAUACGUAGUAUAUGUAUAAAAAAUACAAUCGUGGAUGAAUUGAGUUUAAACUCGGGGGGAGGGGGGAUGUAUUCUGGCGGGUGAAACUAGAAGAACAAGGUGGGAGGAGAAAUUGAACAAGCGAUUUUGAAGUAGGGCAUGGAAUGAAGCCCAGAUGCGGAGUAACUAAACCUAGCUACUACUCCGGCGCGGCGCUGCAGAGCAAAUAUAGGGAUGAUGGAAAUCUACUGUUUCGAUGCAUAGUAGAAGCGCAACAGUCGUAGCAACUCCAGAUAAACAACAAGGUUGAAGACGGAGCCACCUAUUCAUGGCUGCAAUACUCCGGUGCAAGACGACCUGCGAUUGUGCAAGAUGAUUUGCGAUUUUCGUUGUGCAAGAUUUGCGAUUUCUUUUAAUAGAAAACGCUAGGGGUGGGCACAGUCCGGGUAGGUUCGGGUAAUUGAUAAAUUUUCAAAAACCAUUAGUUCCAUUAAACGGGUAAGUUCGAUCCGAGUAGGGUUGUAAAUGAAUCGAAU